UUUGUAGCGAUCGAAAAAGUUGGAAAUUGUGAAGUAAAACCUUAGUUUAAACAGGGCAUGUAGGGUUGUGAAUUGGGGGACCCCGUUUCUGUAACAGAAGGGCCGGGAGACCUACAUUUUAACUUUUGGAUUCCCCUAGACACCAUGCCGGCAGUUGGCGAUGACGUUCCUAUGUACUGCUCACAGCAGAUCAACAUCCCACCUGAUCUUCCUGACAUUCUGAAGCAGUUCACCAAGGCGGCCAUCCGAACGCAGCCCAACGAUGUGUUACAGUGGUCAUCGGCGUACUUCCAUGCCCUAGCCAAGGGUGAAACCCCUCCGGUAAAAGAACGGCUGGAGAUGCCCAUAGCCACGCAGAAGACGGACACAGGGCUCACCCCUGGGAUCUUGUCAGUUCUCAACAGACAGCUCGGUCCGAAGAAAGUACUGAAGCUGUCGGACUUGGAGCAGAAGUGGAAAGACAACUGUUUACCCAACGAGCGGCUGUACAGCUUGCUUCAGCUGGGCAGCUUCGGAGACGACAUUGAGUGGCUGAAGUUCUUUGCUUUGGCCUGCUCGGCCCUGGCUGGGAACAUCACCAGUGCCAUGAAGGUCAUCUGUGAGAUCUUGACCCGUGACCCGGAGGGCGGGGCAGCUCGGAUACCCUUUGACCUCUUCAAGGAGCUCUAUACCUACCUGGCCCAGAUCGAUGGGGAGAUCUCAGAAGAGCAGACUGAGAGUGUAUUCACAUACCUGCAGUAUCAUGUGGACAAGCAAAAUGGACUGGUGCAACCUCGUAACUUCCUCAAUCCGGAUUGCCCCAAACUUGGUCCAUAGAUUGCAUUUAUGGAAACCAGGUUUGUUGUACAAACAGUUCUAUCCGUAUCUAUUGUAAAAAAGUUAACUUAAAUUCGUUCCAUCGGCAUUGUACAAAAUUGCUUCAAACAGAUUUUAAAUAAUAGUUUUAAUUUGUUUGUGGUUUUUUUAUGAAUUCAACGUUUUCUUCCAUAAAAUCUAACGUUUUGAAAAACAGAUGUUUUUUCCCAUUUAUUCGGUAUUUUAAGCAUAGGAACUUAAUGUCGAUAAAUGCACUACUCCACAAGUAAUUUUGCGUCACAUCAACGUUUUGAACAAAACUUCUUUUUCCCAAUCAAUCCAAAAAGGCAUAAUUGUAACUUUAGAACUCUUGUAUGUAUAUAUUUCCCCUGUUGUAACUUCACGCUUCCAACCGAAGUGCAAAGUGUAUGAAACUUCCUACGUCAGAAGAAAUAAACUAACAUUUGUAGAUAAAAACUA
Molecule: messenger RNA, 1275 nt
Organism: Acanthaster planci (crown-of-thorns starfish)
Lineage: Eukaryota; Metazoa; Echinodermata; Asteroidea; Valvatida; Acanthasteridae
Product: ropporin-1-like protein
Source: RefSeq, a predicted model, not a curated record